UGUGACUAUAUUGUGACUCAGGGUGGGCCUUUCCCAGUGGGUUUAUGUUAAACUUGUUCGUGUAUAAAUUAAGUUUUCUGCGCAUAUACUAGUUUUGCUUUGGUUUAACUGGGAGAUAUCUUCGUUAAAGUCCGUCAUACUUUGUUUUGUUGUUGUAAUAAGGCCGUAAGGAUGUCGCUGUACCCUUCUCUGGAGGACAUGAAGGUGGACACGAUGGCGCGGGCCCAGAUGGCCCAGCAUCAGGAUCCACCACCCUACACUCACAACCACCUGCCAGUGGCAGCUGCCCCAUCCGCCCCUGCCCCAACUGGCCACUUCUACCCCUCCUUGGGAGAAUACAUGGGCCUUGAGUUCUCUGAAAGUGUCAUAGCCGCGAAUAUGCCAGAAUAUAGAGUGCAAACCGUUCAAUCUGGAGGUGCAGUAAGCAACCUGAUAGCUCCCCUAUCAUCUCAGUCAGUGUCCCUACAGAAAGCUACUGUAACCAAUGCCAUAAGGCAUGUGGUUCUCUGCAAAGAUGCAGAUGGCAAGUGUGGGGUCCGCCUGCAUUCUGUCAACAGUGGCGUGUUUGUGUGCUAUGUUGCUGCUGGAAGCCCUGCAGCUCUGGCCGGGCUCAGGUUCGGAGACCAAGUGCUGGAAAUUAAUGAUGUAGCACUUGCUGGCUUGACCAUGGAGAAGUGCCAUGAGUUGUUGCGAAAGGCGCCAGUUAAUGGAAUCACUAUGGCAGUGCGGGACAGGCCUUUUGAGAGGACUAUUACCCUGCACAAAGACUCCAUUGGACAUGUGGGCUUCCACUUCAAAGACGGAAAGGUUGUCGGUCUAGUAAAGGAUUCAUCUGCAGCCCGUAACGGAAUGCUGACCGACCAUCAGUUAAUGGAAGUGAACACAAUCAAUGUUGUUGAAAUGAAAGAUAAAGAGAUAUCAAAAGUCAUUGAUAACAGCCCGUCUGUUGUAAACAUUACAAUUAUUCCACACUAUAUUUACAAGCACAUGAUAAGCAAGAUGUCUUCGUCACUGUUCAAGGAGCUUGACCGUACACCAGCUGUCUAAGUAAAGUUAUUUUUUACACAAAUUAUCUUAUAUUUAAGGCUCAACUAUACAUGCAUUUCUUUA
Messenger RNA from Cydia splendana, 1110 nucleotides. Its product is annotated as syntenin-1-like. Bases 172 to 1047 code for a protein of 291 amino acids. NCBI's taxonomy places the organism in Eukaryota, Metazoa, Arthropoda, Insecta, Lepidoptera, Tortricidae. Gene Ontology annotation, cellular component: plasma membrane; cytoplasm. The transcript is spliced from 5 exons. The record is from RefSeq and is a predicted model, not a curated record. Gene Ontology annotation, molecular function: protein binding.